Molecule: messenger RNA, 471 nt
Organism: Lactuca virosa
Lineage: Eukaryota; Viridiplantae; Streptophyta; Magnoliopsida; Asterales; Asteraceae
Source: the annotation of a GenBank genome assembly
AUGCUUCGGUGCCACUAUCGAUGCUUAUACGCAGUUUCUACAACAACAAAACUCCAAUGCUUUUGGCAACUUGGGAAAUACUUUAAACAAUCAGCCAAAUCAUCGGAGAAACAAGUUGCAAAAGAAGCAAUAUUCUAUGGAGCUUUAAUAAGAUUGCAGCAGAAUUGGAAAGUUAAGAGGCAUAGAAUGGCUGCUUCUGCUGCUGGAAAUGAAGGGAACACCAACAGUCCAUUUAAGGAGUCGUCCAAAUGUGGGGUCGAUCAGGUUGCUAUUCAGAUUGGAAUGACAUUUGAGGGAAGAAUUCAGAUAAUUUUGGAGAAAGCCAAGAAGUGCCCAAAGAAGAAGGUUUUAAUCCAAGCUCAACAAGAUGGAACAAAAGAAAACCCAGCAAAAGGUAGAUCAACAAUUGGCACAGGGAGUAGUGAUAUUUACCAAACAAAUCAAAAUCAAAAUAUGAAAAGGUUGCGUUGA